This is a messenger RNA of Corylus avellana, 740 nucleotides long. Its product is annotated as small nuclear ribonucleoprotein SmD3b. Gene Ontology annotation, cellular component: spliceosomal complex. NCBI's taxonomy places the organism in Eukaryota, Viridiplantae, Streptophyta, Magnoliopsida, Fagales, Betulaceae. Gene Ontology annotation, molecular function: RNA binding. The record is from RefSeq and is a predicted model, not a curated record. Gene Ontology annotation, biological process: spliceosomal snRNP assembly; RNA processing.
UAGGGUCCACAGUCAAACACGGCGAAAGCUUGGGGGUUUAUUAGGGUUUUGCAGAGAGCAACCGAGUGAGAGACAGAGAGACAACAUGAGCCGGAGCUUGGGAAUUCCGGUGAAGCUGCUACACGAGGCCUCGGGGCACGUGGUCACGGUCGAGCUCAAGAGCGGAGAGCUCUACAGAGGUAGCAUGGUCGAGUGCGAGGACAACUGGAACUGCCAGCUCGAGAACAUCACCUACACCGCUAAGGAUGGGAAGGUCUCACAACUUGAGCAUGUCUUUAUUCGAGGCAGCAAAGUGAGGUUUAUGGUCAUACCAGACAUGCUGAAGAAUGCUCCAAUGUUCAAGCGUCUUGAUGCCAGAAUCAAGGGUAAGGGUGCGGCACUUGGAGUUGGCAGGGGUAGAGCGGUUGCAAUGCGGGCCAAGGCUCAGGCUGCUGGUCGUGGAGCACCACCCGGUAGGGGUGUUGUACCACCUGUUCGGAGGUAAUCAACAUCUGAGUGGUUUCUUGUCCUCUUCAUUCUAGAGCAUCGCUUGUCUUCUGUUGGUAGCCUGUCGAAUCGUAGAUCCUGCCCUUGACAUCCUCAAAAUUUUAUGUAAAAGAAUGAGUUUUCGUUUGGGAAGAAAGAAGGUGGAGACCAUAUUUUCUGGAUCUUGAUGGACUGAUCUUACUUUAUUAGAUGUAUGCUAUUGCAAAUUACCUUCUAUUAUGUACUAUUAAUGUAAGUGAUUUGUCUUUCGUGUU